This is a messenger RNA of Chionomys nivalis (European snow vole), 1138 nucleotides long. RefSeq names its product zinc finger CCHC-type containing 10 (gene Zcchc10). Gene Ontology annotation, molecular function: zinc ion binding; nucleic acid binding. Lineage: Eukaryota; Metazoa; Chordata; Mammalia; Rodentia; Cricetidae. The record is from RefSeq and is a predicted model, not a curated record. Bases 18 to 524 code for a protein of 168 amino acids. The transcript is spliced from 4 exons.
GCUCCGGCAGCUCCAAGAUGGCGACUCCCAUGCAUCGGCUCAUAGCUCGGAGACAAGCUGAAGCCAAUAAGCAACAUGUAAGAUGUCAGAAAUGCUUGGAAUUUGGACAUUGGACAUAUGAAUGCAAAGGAAAAAGAAAGUACCUGCACAGGCCUUCCAGAACAGCGGAGCUGAAGAAAGCUUUAAAAGAGAAAGAAAAUAGAUUCUUGCAGCAAAGCAUUGGAGAGACUAAUGUAGAAAGAAAGAGCAAGAAGAAGAGGUCUAAGAGUGUCACGAGUUCCAGUACCUCGAGCAGUGACAGUUCAGCCAGUGAGUCUUCAUCGGAGAGCGAGACAUCUGCCUCAUCCUCCUCAGAGGACAGUGACUCAGACGACAGCCGCUCUAGCUCCUCCUCCUCAGUUUACACCUCCUCGUCUUCCUCCUCCUCGGACUCAGACUCGGACUCCAGCUCCUCCAGCAGCAGCAGUUGCAGUACAGACAGCAGCUCUGAUGAUGAGCCGCCCAAGAAGAGGAAAAAGAAAUAGAACUCUCCCUGCACUGGAUUAAUGGACCAAAAACGUCAGUUUGACUCACAGGGGAACUGAAAACACGCUCAAGCAAGCAAGUUAGCUGGUCAGCUUGUUAGAAUUCGGAACUUUCUAUGUAUUCGCCAUUGUAUGAAAUAUUAAUAAAAGAUAUUAUAUAUAUAAAAAGACAUUUAUUUUAAGAAUGAAUAUUGUGUUCUUGCUGUUUUUCUUUUCUUUUAAAGAUGAGGGGGUUUCUCUUUGUAUGCCUGGCUGGCCUGGCUGGCCUGGAACUCACUAUGUAGAAGAGGCUGGCCUUGAUUUUACAGACCUACCUGCUCCUGCUUCUCCUAGAAAUGUGCUACCAUGUUCAGCUUUUGUUGUUGAUUUUUUUCGUAGUAUUUUAAGUGUAUCUGUAAAAACAUAAAGCUGAAAACCAGGAAAUCUGUUUGAGUGAUAAGGCAUUUUUUCUGCCUGUGACAUGGAUACUUUAUGUGGGUAUGUGGUAAGGACUGUAUAGGACAGGCUUUGAAGAUAUUGUAUCAGAAUAUCAAGAAGUUGCUCUUUUUCCUGUGUUUAUUAUGUGAGAUUUGAUAACAUUGUUAUAGCAAGUGUAGCUUUCCUACCAUUAAUAA